AUGGCUAAUGCAAUGGAUAUUAAACAAGAUUUCAAGAAUAGGACUAUUAAUGUAGAUUUAUAUAGUGAUAUAAGGAUUAUUGAUGUGAUAAAAGAGGUAGAAGAAAUUGUUGGAACAAAUAGUGUCAUCUACGCAUGCCCUUUACAAGGUAAUUUAGAAUUGACUUUUGAUCGUACUGAUAGACUGCAACAUCUGAAUGAAACGCCUAUCAUUGUAAAUAAUCAAGAACUGAAAUUCACUCCAGUAGGGUUUAAAUAUGUGAUAGUCUCAUUUAUGCAUAUCCCAGUAUAUAUUUCCGACCAUGAAAUAUUGGCGAAGCUCGAAGGGUGGAAUGUGAAGCCGCUGGGUGAGAUAAGGCAUAGGAAGAUCAAAUACGAAGACAGAGAGAUCCCCGACGGUACAAGAUAUAUAAAAUGCGAGUUUCCUCCAAAUGUUAACAGCCUCCCAUAUGCCACAAUGCUAGAUGGCAAAUCAUUUAUUGUCAAGCAUAACAACCAGGCCAAAGUUUGUUUUGGGUGCCUAAAUCCCGAUCAUGAAAUAAAGAACUGCCCAGACUCAAAGUGCAAAAGAUGCGGUCAAAGAGGACACAUAAAAAAAUUCUGCGAAGAGAGUGUUUGUAUUAAUUGUGGUGAAUACACUCACGUUUGCAAAUGUAUCUCUGAACUCAAAUCAACUAGCGAACCUGAACUAAAUCCUAUCCAACAAUUUAAAGAGACAACCCCCCUGUUAAGUGAACCAAAUACAACUGAUAUGCCAAUCGACGAUAAUACCCUUCAUCCUAUACUAAUUGAAACUCCUAUAGAUAGAACGAAACCCAUCAAAAGAACUCAAACAGAAACUAUAACUCCUCCGAAAAAUGAAAACAAAAAAGGCAAAACCAAUGACCAAAUAGAAGAUAGUGAGCAACAUGAAUCCAAGAACAGUAAUGCUGAUUCCCCCAUUGCUCCCAAUGUGAACCCCGAUACCCACCCUAAUAGUCAUGAUGGUGAUACCCCACCUCCAGAAAAAUCCAUCCCGAAGAAAACACUCUCAAAAUACCCCCUGCCACCUAAAGCAGCUUCCCGCAGCCCAACCCUAAAUAGUAAAAUCAACAGCUCCAUGAAAACUUUAGAAAACAUAGACAAUAUUGUAUCAAAACGUGAAUUGUUACGUAGAGAACUUGCAGAUACACACUCAUUUCUUAGUACCAGAAACCGCUUUAAAACAGACCCAAUUAAACCUAAUCUAAAUGCUCCAAGGAAAUCAAAAAGUGGUGAAUCCCUUGUGUAA
This is a messenger RNA of Lottia gigantea (owl limpet), 1269 nucleotides long. RefSeq lists its product as hypothetical. The record is from RefSeq and is a predicted model, not a curated record. The transcript has a single exon. Gene Ontology annotation, molecular function: zinc ion binding; nucleic acid binding. Lineage: Eukaryota; Metazoa; Mollusca; Gastropoda; Lottiidae. The coding region runs from base 1 to 1269 and encodes 422 amino acids.